AUGGCAACUAACUUAACGGGGCAGAUUCUCAUUGCCUCCCUUUGUCUGCUGGUUUUCGUUCUGCUAUGUCCUUGGUUUGGCUAUCUCAGGUUACCAUCAUCUAUGCGGUGGUGGCCAUCAAUUCCUCGUGAACCUCUCUGUGCUCUUAGAAUAAGUCUCAAGGAAUGCAUAGGGUCCAGAUCCAGUGAGGGUGGCUAUAGAGAGUUCUCCAAAAAGGCAGAACCAUUCGCAGUCUGCAACCCGAGCUUCUAUCCACAAGUCCUGCUACCACCAGAACAAAUCCCAUGGCUCCUAAGCCAACCAGAAACUGUCUUGUCCCACGAAAAAGCCAACGAAGAUGUCCACGCCCUUCCAUUCCUCGCCCCGGCAUUCGACAACUACGACCAUCUCGAACUGAUCAGAGCCAUCCGGAACGAUCUUACCCGAAAUAUUGCAAACACCGAAGACGCGUUUCUAGAUGAACUAAGAUAUACCACCGAUGAAGUGCUCGGCCCUCCUGGUGCCAGUGCAUGGAAGGAGGUUAAUCUCACUGCAGCUUUAGACAGGAUUAUAUUUGGGAUAUGUCUUCGCCUCUUCCUCGGAGCCUCACUUUGUAGAAGUGCAAAAUUUGUAUACUAUGUCAAGAUGUUUACACGCAUCACGGGGGCCAUGAUGCUUUUCGUGUCUCAAUUAGUCCCCUGGCCGCUUAAACCCGUUGUUGGUGUUGUUGCCGGUCUUCCUAUCUAUUAUUACUGGAUACGUCUUAUUAUUUACCUGUAUCCGACAUUCAAAGAACGCAUACAAUGCCUCAGAACCAGGAAAGAGACUCCGCCAGCAGAUAUGGUUACAUGGAUGGUCGAUCUGGCCAUGUGCCAGAAUCCGACACGCAAAGUACAUAUCAGUGCUCUGAUAGUUCGGCUUACCCUUAUUGUAUUCCUCCCCAUCGACGUCCUCAUCGCAAUGACAGAAAACUUCUUCCUCGACCUCCUAAGCUCUGACCCAGACCGCAGAUAUUACAACACUCUCCGUCAAGAAGCCGAACUCGCAUUUACAAACCGGGACAAAUCCCAACCCAUCUCACAAUCAAUGCCUCACAUGGAAAGCACCAUUCGCGAAAGUCUCCGUCUGAGUCCCUUAUCCGACCGUAUGCUAUCUCGACGAGUCGUCCAAAAGGGAGGCAUCACACUGCCCGACGGGCAAUUCCUACCUCGUGGAACCUGGCUCGCUGUAGCAGCAGUUGGUGUCCAUCGUGACGAGCAGACAUAUGAAGACCCGGACGAGUAUCGGCCUUUCCGCUUCCUUUCUAUAGAUACUGAAACCCAGGAAUCGAAAGCUAUGCUGGUUCCUGUGACCAGUGAGAAGUUCUUGGCUUUUGGUCAUGGGCGGCAUUCUUGGUAA
Molecule: messenger RNA, 1377 nt
Organism: Aspergillus pseudotamarii
Lineage: Eukaryota; Fungi; Ascomycota; Eurotiomycetes; Eurotiales; Aspergillaceae
Product: cytochrome P450
Exons: 3
Coding region: 1-1377 (458 amino acids)
Molecular function (GO): monooxygenase activity; oxidoreductase activity, acting on paired donors, with incorporation or reduction of molecular oxygen; iron ion binding
Source: RefSeq, a predicted model, not a curated record